GUCGCAGAGAGGACCAGGCCCUGUCCGUGCCAGGAUGAGCUCCUGGGCAGCCUCAGUAUGGGUGGGCAACUCUGCCACUCCCUGUGCUCAGCUCCUGGGACAGUCAGGGGCACUGGGUCAAUGCAGCGACCUUGAGACCCCUUGUUAGGGACAGGAAGUGAGCAUUGGAGAGGAGAGGAAGUCACCUGCCAGGUCACCAGAGACAGAGAUGGGGCUCUGGCCUCCAGUCCCCAGCCAAGCUGCCCACUUGGCUGCUGCCCUGUUGGGCUGGCCGAGGGCCCCACUGGCGGUGCGUCCCGCCCACACGUGGGGCGGGGACACGGCGCAGGCUGCAGGGGGAGGGGGCCCUGUUCCGGCUAGACUACAGCUUGGGGAGGAAGGCAGCGGCAGUGCCACCACCGAAGGGAGGAGCCAGGCUGAGGUGCCACCAGAGCCCCUGACGAGAUCCCUGCCUGCCCCAGUGCUGACUCCUGAGCCUGUCCAGGGAGGGAGCUGCAAGCCAUACGGGUUAAUGUUGAAGCAGCUGCUGCAGGAGGAGGCAGGGCGGUGGACUGGCCAGGCAGGCAGGGAAGGGGCACAAGGCCAGCACCGUUUGGACCCUGCUCAGUGGGAGGGAGCAGGAGGCUCCUAGGUGUGCUGCGCCCACCUGGAGGGUCCCCUCGGGGCCCUGGUGCCCACUCCCCCCAUCAGGACUCCUGGAAGACAGCACCUUCGAGGACCCAAGAACAGAACGCAGAACCACAGUACUGUCCAGCACAAGCAGCACAAAUGACAGCUCUGUACAAAUAAGGUGAGCUGUACAGAAAAAGACAUUGAGAAUCUGUGAACAAGACGUACAGAAUGUAUAAAAAAAAAAGACAACUCCUAAGUCUGAACAGCUGUUAAACAGGUAGGUCUUUAAACGAGGGGUAUCUUAGCUAGUUCACACCAGCCGUGUUUCUGAGGUUAGGGUAAACGCCCCUCUUGGGGUCCCCAUCAACCAGGCGGGGUCACUGCCCAUGGCGCUGGGCAAGGACCCGCAGGGUGGCAGGGAGGGGACGAAGGGCCGUCUCAGCGGGUUUAGAGAGAAGGGGCAGCACAGGUCACCUGGUGGAGACCUGGUCGGCCAUGGGUCUCAGGACUGGUUCUUCCGGGUUCUGGGCCAGCCCGAGGGGCCAACCGGGUCCCAUGGUGAGACAGCAGGGGUCACCUCGGCUCCUGUCACGGGGUCAUUGCUCCCAUUCUGGGGGUGCCACAUGGGGGUUGGGAGCACCGGGUGCUGCUUUCCUAACCCCGAGACAGCUGCGGGUGUGGAGAUGUGACUGGAGACUUCUAGGCGCUGCUCCGGGGACUUGGAAGCGGGUGCUGGUGUGUCCCUGCCAACCCGUUAGGUCCCCUUGUCCUGGUGUCCCGGUCUGGAAGGGAGCGACGCAGGCCCGCUGCCGGUGCUCCAAGUCCCCAAGUCCCCAUGGCCUCACUGAACCGAGCCCUGCUUGUGGCCACUGCCUGCCCUCGAUGGAGACCAGCCCAGCGCCUUGGGCUGCAGGCCCUGGCUGGUGCUGCGGGUCCCAAGGCAGAGAAGAAUGUGCCCUACCAGCGCACCCUGAAGGAGGAGGCCCAGGGCCCUGGAGCGGCAUCUCGAGGCCCCAGCCAGCCCCUGCCCAGCACAGCCAGCGUGGUGGUCAUCGGCGGGGGCAGCGUGGGCUGCCAGACCCUGUACCACCUGGCCAAGCUGGGCGUGGCCGGGGCCGUGCUGCUGGAGCGUGAGCGACUGACGUCAGGGACCACCUGGCACACAGCAGGCCUGCUGUGGCAGCUUCGGCCCAGCGACGUGGAGGUGGAGCUGCUGGCACACACGAGGCGAGUGGUGAGCCGCGAUCUGGAGGAGGAGACGGGGAUGCACACGGGCUGGAUCCAGAACGGGGGCCUCUUCAUCGCGUCCAGUCGGCAGCGCCUGGACGAGUACAAGCGGCUCAUGUCGCUGGGCAAGGCCUAUGGUGUGGAGUCCCACGUGCUGAGUCCUGCGGAGACCAAGGUUCUGUACCCGCUGAUGAAGGUGGAUGACCUCUACGGGACGCUGUAUGUGCCGCAGGACGGCACCAUGGACCCCGCAGGCACCUGCUCCACCCUCGCCAGGGCGGCUGUGGCCCGAGGAGCCCGGGUCAUCGAGAACUGCACGGUGACGGGUAUCCGUGUGCGGACUGAUGAUUUUGGGGUGCGGCGUGUUGCAGCCGUAGAGACGGAGCAUGGCUCCAUCCAGACGCCCUGCGUGGUCAACUGUGCAGGUGUGUGGGCAGGCGCUGUGGGCCGGAUGGCUGGAGUCAAGGUGCCCCUGGUGGCCAUGCACCAUGCCUACGUCGUCACGGAGCGCAUCGAGGGGAUCCAGAACAUGCCCAAUGUCCGUGACCACGACGCCUCCGUCUACCUGCGCCUGCAAGGAGACGCCCUGUCUGUGGGCGGCUACGAGGCCAACCCCAUCUUCUGGGAGGAGGUGUCGGACAAGUUCACCUUUGGCCUCUUUGACCUGGACUGGGACGUGUUCACCCAGCACAUCGAGGGCGCCAUCAACCGCGUCCCCGUGCUGGAGACCACGGGGAUCAAGUCCACGGUCUGUGGCCCCGAGUCCUUCACGCCUGACCACAAGCCCCUGAUGGGGGAGGCACCUGAGCUGAGGGGCUUCUUUCUGGGCUGCGGCUUCAACAGCGCUGGGAUGAUGCUGGGCGGCGGCUGUGGACAGGAACUGGCCCACUGGGUCAUGCACGGGCGCCCGGAGAAGGACAUGUACAGCUACGACAUCAGGCGCUUCCACCCCUCCCUGACCGCACACCAGCGCUGGGUCCGCGAGCGCAGUCACGAAUCCUACGCCAAGAACUACGCGGUUGUCUUCCCCCAUGACGAGCCGCUGGCGGGGCGCAAUAUGAGGAGGAGCCUCCUGCACGAGGAGCUCCUGGGACAAGGCUGUGUGUUCCAGGAGCGACACGGCUGGGAGCGGCCCGGAUGGUUCAGCCCGCAGGGCCCGGCCCCGGUCCUGGAGUACGACUACUACGGCGCCUACAGGAAGCGGCCUCACCGGGACUACGCCUACGCCCGGCUGCUGGCCGACGAGUACACCUUCAGCUUCCCACCCCAGCACCACGUGAUCCAGAAGGAGUGCCUGGCCUGCCGAGGGGCGGCCGCCGUGUUCGACAUGUCCUACUUCGGGAAGUUCUACCUGCUGGGGCCGGACGCCAGGAGGGCUGCUGACUGGCUCUUCUCUGCCAACGUCAGCCGACCCCCAGGUUCCACGGUGUACACCUGCAUGCUGAACCACAGGGGCGGCACGGAGAGUGACCUGACGGUCAGCCGCCUGGCCCCCGGGACCCAGGCCUGCCCGGUGGCCCCGGCCUUCGAAGGCGACGGCUACUACCUGGCUGUGGGUGGAGGCAUAGCCCAGCACAACUGGUGCCACAUCACCACGGUGCUGCAGGACCAGCGCUUCCGGUGCCAGCUCGUGGACUGCUCCGAGGACCUGGGCCUGAUCAGCAUCCAGGGCCCGGCCAGCCGGGCCAUCCUGCAGGAGGUGCUGGACGCAGACCUGAGCGACGCUGCCUUCUCCUUCUCCACCCACCAGCUGGUGCAGGCCGCCGGGCACCUGGUCAGGGCCAUGCGGCUGUCCUUUGUGGGGGAGCUGGGCUGGGAGCUGCACGUCCCCAGGGCCUCCUGCCUGCCUGUGUACCGCGCCGUGAUGGCUGCAGGAGCCCAGCACGGCCUAGUCAAUGCUGGGUACCGCGCCAUCGACUCCCUGAGCAUCGAGAAAGGCUACCGGCACUGGCAUGCGGAGCUGCGGCCUGAUGACAGCCCCCUGGAGGCCGGCCUGGCCUUCACCUGCAAGCUCAAGUCUGCCGAGCCCUUCCUGGGCCGUGAGGCCCUGGAGAAGCAGCGGGCUGAGGGCCUCCGCCGGCGCCUCGUGUGCCUCACUGUGGAGGAAAAGGUGCCCAUGUUUGGGCUGGAAGCCAUCUGGAGGGACGGCCAGGUGGUGGGCCAUGUGCGGAGGGCCGACUUCGGGUUCACCGUGGACAAGACCAUCGCCUACGGCUACAUCCGUGACCCCAGUGGCGGGCCGAUCUCCCUGGACUUCGUGAAGAGUGGGGACUAUGCCCUGGAGAGGAUGGGGGUCCCUUACGCUGCCCAGGUCCACCUGAAACCCCUCUUUGACCCUGAGAACAAGAGGAUGAAGGGGAUCUACUGAGAGCCAAGGCCACCCAGGAGGAACACACUGGUCACCCCCUGGGCCCUCCCUGUCCUAAGCCUGGGCCUGGCCUGCUGUUCCCCAAACCAGGAAUGGACAGAGAGCUUACCGAGGCCUGUCUAGUGGCUACUGACCAGUCUGUGUCUAGUUCACCCCAGGCCCCCCAGAAGCAAACCUGUACUGUCUCGGGCACAGGGACCUUGCUUUGUAGCCCUGUGAGCUUCUUAGAAGACACACAGUAAAACUUGGUGGGCAGAGUAGAGGCUGGAGCUCAGCUGAGUGGCACUGGGUGACUGGAGCCCUUGGGUGAGAGCCAGGAAUCGGGGAAGUGUGAGUGGAGCUCGAUUAGCACUGCCUGUCCCAGGCGCAGGAAGGGCGCAGGGAGAUGGAUGGGCCAUGACUGCGCCUCAGGGUGGUGCCUCUCAGACAGGGGACAGGAGGAGAGCCAGAAAGGUCUGCGUGCCUUGCCCUCCCCUUCUGCAGGUGGCCGAGCCUUCCGAGAGCCACCAUCCCAUGACACAGGGUCUCACAUCACUGUCCUCCCUUGCUCAUCUCCUGCCUCAGUUUCUCCUCAAGCUGUCCCUCAUAGGCCACUCUCUCCUGCAUGGGGAGACCCAGGCCCAUACAGCAAGAUUCACCCCAGGCUCUUUCCAACAUCCCAGUAAUUCUGGGGGGCGGAGCCUGAGAAUCCCUCGCCUUGAGGCCUGGGGACGACCUGGCCAGGCAGCCCCCACUGACCGGCCACAAGUGCUGUCCCUGUGUCCUCCUGGGUAACCCCUGCCCUGGGCUUCCUGUUUCAUGAAUGAGGAAGUGGAGGUGGGGUGCCCACACCCUGGAGCUGCCACACCUUGCCCAGUCCCUUCCAGGCUCCGUGGCUCGCUCCGGGGGACACUGGCACCUGCUCUAGGUCUCCAGGCCUCAGUUUCCUCAUCCAUCCAGGGAAAGACAGGGGGCCCGCAGGCUCCCUAUGCUGGCCCAGAGCCGAGUGCGGAGUGGGAUGCACUGGCCACACUGGCCGGGUGGGGGCACUGUGUGCCGGGGAGAUCUCUGUGGAGGGGAGCAGCCAGGCGGGGAGCGGGAGUGGGGGGACUGAGUUUGGGGGUGCCACUGUGGAUGGCACUGUGGAGCUGCGGUGAUUCCCAGUCGCAGUCCUCUUGGGCCCACAGGGGAGGCACGUCUCCUGUCUCCUACCUGUGUGUGGCACACACCAGGGCCCCUCGGGGCUUGGGGUGCAGUUGCAGUGGGAGGUAUGGCUGCCAUGGGCCAGCGAGCUCCCACCUUCCCAGAGCCUGGGGUGCCUAGGGUCUUUGGCAGUGGCCAGUCAGGGAGAGGCUGCUGCCCCUGUCACCAGGAUGGUGAAGAUGACAGAGGGCCCAGCGUUCUGGCUGCACUGCCAGCCUGACUUAGAGGGGCGGACGGCCAUGAUUUACAGUGUGUGGUGCCGAGCGCUGGGUGCGUUCACUCCCAUAAUAAAGUGCCAGCCGGAGGGAG
This is a messenger RNA of Heterocephalus glaber (naked mole-rat), 5698 nucleotides long. NCBI's taxonomy places the organism in Eukaryota, Metazoa, Chordata, Mammalia, Rodentia, Bathyergidae. The record is from RefSeq and is a predicted model, not a curated record.